AUGCUGGCUCGAGCGUUUACCACGCGUCUUUGCGCCGGACACUAUCCCCUUCGUCAGAGUUGUACCCUGCCAUACAUCCGACAGACAGCUGGUCUAUCUGUUCGACACCGAUACUUCACUAAACAUGCCUUCCAAAGGCAGCGGCAGGAGCAUCAGAUUUCGAACAAACAGGUCAAGAUUCCAGAUGAUGCACCUGUCAAGGCUGAGGCAUCUCAGCUGUUCAAACCGGAAUCAGCAGAGAAGCCACAGCCAGCUGUCUCUAAUGCACUAUCAGCUACGAACCUGGAUUCCACCAAGGACUUGUCGAAGAAGGAACAACGAGCAGUAGACUUCGCAAUAAUGAAGGAAAUGGUUCGUUACCUUUGGCCUAAAGGAGAUUUUGGUACAAAGCUCCGCGUUGGUACAGCUCUAGCAUUCCUAGUAGGAGCCAAAGUCCUCAAUGUGCAGGUACCUUUUUAUUUCAAAAGCAUCGUCGACUCCAUGAACAUCGACUUCAUGGCUGUCGGCGGUACUGCUUGGACUGUUGCUGGGUCGAUGAUAGUCGCAUAUGGUAUUACCAGGAUUAGCGCCACGAUCUUUACCGAGCUUCGCAAUGCUGUGUUUGCCAGUGUGGCACAAAAAGCCAUUCGGAACGUGGCUCGUAAUGUUUUCGCACAUCUACUAAGGCUCGACCUCAACUUUCACCUGUCUCGCCAAACAGGAGGUCUUACCAGAGCUCUGGACAGAGGUACUAAGGGUAUCAGUUUUCUCCUGACCUCAAUGCUCUUCCACAUAUUUCCCACUCUGCUCGAAAUAUCUCUGGUAUGUGGUAUCCUGACCUGGAAUUAUGGCGCAUCUUUCGCUGCAGUGACGGCUGCCACCAUGGCUGCAUAUAGUGCAUUUACAAUUACAACCACAAGCUGGCGAACCAAGUUUAGACGGCAAGCCAAUGCCGCAGACAAUCAAGGAGCAACCGUCGCUGUAGAUACGUUGAUUAACUACGAAGCUGUUAAGUACUUCAACAACGAAAAAUACGAGGUCAACAGAUAUGACCAGGCUUUGAAGAAGUACGAGGAUGCCUCGAUCAAGGUUACAACAUCUUUGGCAUUGUUGAAUAGUGGACAAAACAUCAUCUUUUCCAGCGCUUUAGCUGCGAUGAUGUACAUGGCAGCUAAUGGCGUUGCUCAGGGCUCGUUGACGGUAGGCGAUCUCGUUAUGGUCAAUCAACUUGUCUUCCAGUUAUCCGUGCCUCUGAACUUCCUUGGUUCGGUAUACCGUGAGCUCAGACAAUCUUUGCUUGACAUGGAGACGCUCUUCAGUUUGCAAAAAGUCAAUGUCACUGUGAAAGAGGUUGCUAAUCCGCGACCCCUUUCACUCACCCGGGGUGGCGAGAUUAGAUUCGAAAAUGUGCAUUUUGGCUACAAUCCUAAUCGUCCUAUAUUAAAAGACUUAAGCAUGACCAUACCAGCUGGAAAGAAGGUCGCCAUUGUUGGACCGAGUGGAUGCGGCAAGUCCACCAUUCUAAGACUGCUUUUCCGUUCUUACGAUGUACAAAGUGGGAGAAUAUUCAUUGACGGUCAGGAUAUUAAGGAAGUCAGUCUUGAAAGUCUUAGACAAAGUAUCGGUGUGGUCCCACAAGAUACGCCACUGUUCAACGCCACAAUCGAGCAUAAUAUACGCUAUGGCCGUAUAGAUGCAAGCUCCGAGGAUGUAAAGAAAGCUGCACAAAGAGCUCGGAUACACGAUCACAUCGAAAGACUACCUGAAGGUUACAACACCAAAGUGGGGGAAAGAGGCAUGAUGAUAUCUGGAGGGGAGAAACAACGAUUAGCAGUCUCUCGCCUACUCCUUAAGGAUCCACCACUUCUCUUCUUCGACGAAGCCACAAGUGCCCUCGAUACGUAUACUGAACAGACUGUGAUGCAGAACAUUAACAGCAUACUCAGAGAGAAGGGCCGUACAAGUCUUUUCGUGGCUCAUCGUUUGCGAACUAUCUUUGAUAGUGAUAUCAUUUUUGUGCUCAGAGAUGGUGUCGUGGCCGAGCAAGGCACACACUCUGAGCUCCUGGAGAAAAAAGGCCUGUAUGCGGAGCUUUGGUCUGCUCAGGAAGUUACACUUGGCCAAGACUUUGAGUUGGAGCGAAGCAUCACGGAUGAACGCACGAGCACGGCAGAUGCCAAUCAAAACCGGCAAAGCACUUCGUAG
Molecule: messenger RNA, 2184 nt
Organism: Lithohypha guttulata
Lineage: Eukaryota; Fungi; Ascomycota; Eurotiomycetes; Chaetothyriales; Trichomeriaceae
Gene: ATM1
Product: Iron-sulfur clusters transporter atm1, mitochondrial
Exons: 1
Coding region: 1-2184 (727 amino acids)
Biological process (GO): transmembrane transport; intracellular iron ion homeostasis
Cellular component (GO): mitochondrial inner membrane
Molecular function (GO): ATP hydrolysis activity; ATP binding; ABC-type transporter activity
Source: RefSeq, a predicted model, not a curated record